AUGCCGUCUCAGCAUCAGUCUGCCAUUCCGAACCCCGCACUACGCGACCGCAAACAGCAAGGCCUCCAGUCCUCCGCAUGGCACCGAGAGCAGACCUACCACAAGAUCCGUUCAGCAACAUCAUCGGCACCGCGUCCAUCUUCACUCGCGAGAACGACACUCAGUCAACGAUUCCGACGAGCCAUUCAGCAAGGCGAUCUCCCCGCCGCACAACGCAUCUCUGCAAGAGCUUUCGAGCUUCAAUUCUUGUCAGGUCCAGCCAUCCAACAAAAUACAUAUCCAUCUUCCGAUGACCAGACAAGUCCAUACUCUCCUCCAAAAGCAGCUCUCCGCGCAGCCGAAACGCAACGGCCCUCUUCUGCCCAUCCUUUCGACGUUCGCAAUGUAGAGCCCAUCUCUGAACGCAUCAACCACACAAAGCAUCAUCAUCAUCGUAAAUAUACACUAGCUAUUCACGAUGAAUCUCUGAACGACUCCAGUAGCAGCAGUGCAGAUCCGAGCCUCAUCAUCGCUAUCAAAAGCAAUGCUGAUGUCGAGCUCCUCCGCUGGCUCAUUGAGAUGGGUCACGAGCAGAAAGGUCCCAGUGUCGACGCUGAUGGUAACACAGUCCUACACCUCGCCACUCUUUACGAUCGAUCCGACAUUAUCUAUGCCUACUCGACGUAUACCAACAGCCACGUCGCUGCGACCUUGGCUGACCUCAUUGAUGCCGAGACGCUGCAUGAUCACCGCACAGCUCUGCAUUUGGCCUGUAUUCGUGGCUACGACGAUGUAGCACGACAACUGCUCGAUCUUGGUGCUCAUGUCGACUUGCAAGACCGAGCAGGUAAUACGGCGCUUCACUUUGCUUCUGCUUGGGGACAUGUGUCUCUAGUGCAACUCCUAAUUGAGAGAGGCUGUUCGCUGGCCGUCAAGAAUGUGGAGCGGUCGACUGCAUCGGAUUACGCCUACUCACAUAGCGUCAAGGAGGCCUUAGAGACCAUGGGUCGUUUGCGAUACGAGAGCCGCAAGAAGUCACGACGUGCACCAGUGGCUACUGUGAUGCCCUCUGCCAUACGAGCUACCGCUGCAAACGCCGUAUCUAGCCAAUUGGACGACUCGACCCUGUCGGACAAGCAGAGCCGUACGCGUCCUUUUCCAUCCUUUCUCAGCCGCAACGCUUCCAACGGCGGAGGAUCAAGGAGCACUGCCACCACACCUGUACGCAUGACCUUUGCCGAUACCAGCGCUGACCGGACCACGGAGGUCAUCAAUGAUUGGGACCCGGAAAAGACAUUCGCCCAACCAGGGCAGAAUCUGUUCCCUGGCAGCAGAGCCGCCUUCUCGUCCCCGCCGGUACAAAGAGUAGCAAGCCCGGCCAACUUUUCCACACCAGCUCGACCCUCGAUUGAUCUCUACAGUGAAAUUCUCAAUCCAUCACCACGUACAUCUACAAGCUCCUCGACUGCUCCAACCUCGCAACCCCAAACUUCAUCUCAACCACGACAGAUGGCUCAAUCUCCACCAUUCAUGCUUCGCUCACCGGACGAGUGCAACUUGCAAGGGCAGAGCUACAAAGGUCUACUACCGCAAAGCAGCUCAGAGGCCGAGAUGCGACGUCAGCUUUCGCCCAACUUUGGCGGUUUAGGAAGGACGAUAAGACGUACGCCAAGUCCAGGACACAUGGGGGUGACGGCGGAUAAGGUGAGGAUGCAGGACGCGGCGGCAAUGUCUUUGUUCCGAAGCACAACUCCUCAGCCUAGCCACGUGCCGGGGAGGAUCGAGACUCCGCCGCUCAUUCAACAAGGCAGUGAAAGCCCGUUCAUGCUUGCCAAGAGGGUCAAGUCGCCGCCGACGGAAACGAGCGCGCUUAGAGCAACGUCUGGAUCAAGUUCGGGCGAGAACAGUGGUAGUAAUGCCGGUAGUGGUGAUGGGCCGCCGUUGCUUGCUCCCGUUGCUACCUUUCCGAGGCCAUCACAGGGAGGCGGAGGCGAGGCGAACCAGCAGCAUCGAGGCAACUCGCCAGUCGAAGAGAUAAGCAGUCCUUACAAUCAGAUGGACCUAACGAAUAGCAGUGGACGUCGCGACUCAAGCCCUUCUACUCCUCGACCUGAUGAUCGCGAGACGUUCGCUUGA
Messenger RNA from Ustilago hordei, 2115 nucleotides. RefSeq lists its product as uncharacterized. NCBI's taxonomy places the organism in Eukaryota, Fungi, Basidiomycota, Ustilaginomycetes, Ustilaginales, Ustilaginaceae. Gene Ontology annotation, molecular function: protein binding. The record is from RefSeq and is a predicted model, not a curated record. The coding region runs from base 1 to 2115 and encodes 704 amino acids. The transcript has a single exon.